CCGUAAGACAAGCUUUAUAAGCUCCUGUAUUUAACGUUUGUUAGAAUCAUUCGCAUUUUCGCUGUAAGUGAAAACAAGUACGGAGAUUUUUACGUUUUGUACCUUGCCUAUAAAAAUCAAGAUAAUUUUACUUGUAUUUUAACCGAUUUUCGGAAAAUAUAUACGUUACGUCUAAACAUGGAAAAUAAAACAGCAUAUGAGUAUAUUCCGGCUUUUUAUGCCGGCCGUUGUAUAUUCAUUACCGGAGUGACUGGGUUUAUGGGUAAAGUUCUUAUUGAAAAGAUUUUACGAUCAUGUCCCGAUGUUGCAACCAUAUUUGUACUCAUACGGCCGAAAAAAGAACUAAGUAUCAACGAUAGACUGCAGAAAAUGUUGGAUAACAAGCUUUUCGAUAUGCUACGAAGCACGCAACCAUCUGCAUUUGAUAAAAUUAUUCCUAUAAGUGGAAAUUUAGCUGCUGACAAUUUAGGAUUGCUACCUUCCGACCGAGAAAUAUUGAUCGAAAAAGUGUCUAUAAUAUUCCACAAUGGAGCUAAUGUCAGAUUUAAUGGAAGUCUAAAAGACAUGAUUCUCAAUAACACUAGAGGAACGCUCAAUAUUUGUAGUUUAGCUGAGAAUAUGAAACAACUAGUUGUAAGUGUUUACUACGUACUUUGUAGAAUAAAGUAUUUUUAAUAAUUUAUGCAUACCUAUAAUCAUACAUAAAUAUAUUUUCCAACAAUAAUAUUGUUAUUAAUAAUUCCAUAAGCAUAUCUAUCUGUACGUGUCUUUCGAUAAAAGUAUUUAAAAAGACCUUACACGUACAAAAUUGAAUAACAAACAGUAAAGUGUUUGUACGCAAGUACCAAAGUGUUGGUGUGCAAAGUAUGGUAAAAUAAAAUCUGU
This is a messenger RNA of Vollenhovia emeryi, 885 nucleotides long. RefSeq names its product putative fatty acyl-CoA reductase CG5065. The coding region runs from base 178 to 675 and encodes 165 amino acids. Lineage: Eukaryota; Metazoa; Arthropoda; Insecta; Hymenoptera; Formicidae. The record is from RefSeq and is a predicted model, not a curated record. Gene Ontology annotation, cellular component: peroxisome. Gene Ontology annotation, molecular function: alcohol-forming very long-chain fatty acyl-CoA reductase (NADP+) activity. The transcript is spliced from 2 exons. Gene Ontology annotation, biological process: long-chain fatty-acyl-CoA metabolic process.